AUGCUGGGGCCGCCGGUCUGGGCGUUGGUUGCUGGUGUCCUGCUGGCGCUGUCGCCGGGCCGGGCGGGGGGCGCCCCGAAGGCGGGCCGGCGGCCAGCACGGGCGCGGGGCUGCGCGGACCGGCCCGAGGAGCUCCUGGAACAGCUGUACGGGCGACUGGCGGCCGGCGUGCUCGGCGCCUUCCACCACACGCUGCAGCUGGGCCCGCGCGAGCAGGCGCGCAACGCCAGCUGCCCGGCCGGGGGCAGGCCCGCCGACCGCAGCUUCCGGCCGCCCACCAACCUGCGCAGCGUGUCGCCCUGGGCCUACAGGAUCUCCUACGACCCGGGCCGCUUCCCGCGGUACCUGCCCGAGGCCUACUGCCUGUGCCGGGGCUGCCUGACCGGGCCACGUGGGGAGGAGGACGUGCGCCUGCGCAGCGCCCCAGUGCUCGUGCCCGCGGUGGUCCUGCGCCGGACCCCGGGCUGCGCGGGCGGUCGCGCCGUCUACGUCGAGGAGUAUGUCACCGUGCCCGUGGGCUGCACCUGCGUGCCCGGGCCGGACAAGGACGCGGACGCCGCCAACUCCAGCCUGGACAAGUCGGCCCGGCCCUGACCGCCCACCCGGGACCCUCGGCCCGAGGAAACGCGCCCAGCAGUGGACCAGAUCGGACCAGACCGCGUGGUGGGCCGCCCCGGACUUCCUCGAGCAGGAGCGCAGGGCAGCCGGAAGGUGAUGGGGACUGAGCGGGGUGGCCCGGCUCGCCCCCAGGAUCACGGGAGGGGUGAGCCUCAGAGGACAGACGGAUGCUUGCAGUCUUUUUUGAAAAGUAGUGUAAACCAUUUAUUCAGCUAUUUUUUCAAUAGGGGCAGGAACAAAGUAUUUUCAUAUUAGCCAUUCUGAGCAAGUAUAUUGUUUUUACCUGACCUGUAAACAUUUCAUAAACAUUGUUUUCACUUCCUCAGCAGGAAUUUUUAGAAGCUCAGGUAGGCUGACUUUUGCUUCGGUUGGUCACCAGUGGACACGCCUGGACAGGACCUGCCCUCCCUAUGGGCAGCUCAGCUCACCCCAGUCUCACUUUAUUCAUGAUAUAAAUCACCACAGGUUUAUACAGGUAGAAAGUUUUUCACUUUUCAAAGUCAGGGGCCAGUUUGUGAAAAAGAGACAGUGAGGUCAGAGUGUGGUAUGUGAGGUCUGUGCCGAUUCCCAGGUACCUGGCUAGUUUUAAGGGCUUCAGGAGCUAUUAAGUGGGCAGACUUACAGUUUCCAGAAGGCAGGAGUGGAGCCUCAUCUAGCACUGCAGCUAAACCCCAGAACUAUUUGUAAACGUGAGACCUUCUUAACUCGAUUUAUGUAACAUCUGUAGGUAGGUGAAGGGCAUGCUGGCUGUGAUGGGCUGGACUCGGCUUUGAUGGGCUCAACUAGUUCUUAGAGGAAACGAUGUUUAAGGUUUUAAAAUUUUAUGGUUGAAGUUUUUAAGAGACUGUGAAGUCAGCCUCUCUGUUUAUGUGCUCUCUUCCCCACUUACCAUCAGCCUUGGUUUGAUCUGAAUGGAAGCUUUACUAAGAACUUCCAGUUUGUAUUAUAUAUUGACAGAGGUUGUACAUGAAAAACAGUGCUGAGCAAAAUUCAUAUUUUCCAAAUAAAAAUUCA
Molecule: messenger RNA, 1632 nt
Organism: Budorcas taxicolor (takin)
Lineage: Eukaryota; Metazoa; Chordata; Mammalia; Artiodactyla; Bovidae
Gene: IL17D
Product: interleukin 17D
Exons: 3
Coding region: 1-594 (197 amino acids)
Biological process (GO): inflammatory response
Cellular component (GO): extracellular region
Molecular function (GO): cytokine activity
Source: RefSeq, a predicted model, not a curated record